This is a messenger RNA of Oryza brachyantha (malo sina), 3331 nucleotides long. RefSeq lists its product as uncharacterized. The transcript is spliced from 19 exons. The coding region runs from base 264 to 3113 and encodes 949 amino acids. The record is from RefSeq and is a predicted model, not a curated record. NCBI's taxonomy places the organism in Eukaryota, Viridiplantae, Streptophyta, Magnoliopsida, Poales, Poaceae. Gene Ontology annotation, cellular component: Golgi apparatus; endoplasmic reticulum.
CCCUCGUCUCCUCUCCUCUUCUCUUCCCGGCGAAGCCACGGCCGGCUUUCUCCCCCACCUCGCCUCCCCUCCCCGUCCCCGCGGUACGGACGGAUUCACUCUCCCCGCCUCGUGGAGCAGGUCUCAUUCCACCGGCCGGCCUCCAUACGCAUCUCGGUUUCGGAAAUCGAAUCGAAGAAGAUCAACCGUGUUGCUGGGGCCUAGUGUCAACUACGGUUUUUAAGAGCCUUUUGUUAUCUGUUCUCCUGACUUUCUGACCUCUAAUGGGAUGGGGAAACGUCUUAACCAGGCGCCUCAAAGUUUUUUCCAUGGCCUUGUUUAUAUACUUCGACUACAAGGCAGUUCAGAAGAGAGUUAAAUGGGUUACUACCAGUAAAAAGGAUGCUAUAUGGACAAAAACACAUGAGCGAAAUGCUCGUCGUGUUCUCAGCCUGAUGAUAGAGUUAGAGGGUUUAUGGGUGAAGCUAGGACAAUAUUUGUCCACAAGAGCAGAUGUUCUUCCUGAACCCUACAUAAAUGUCCUCAAGCAACUGCAGGACUCACUUCCUCCUCGCCCUAUUGAAGAGGUUCGUGGAACCAUAGAGAAAGAACUUGCAAAACCCAUGAAUGAUCUGUUUUCUAAUUUUGUGCUGGAUCCACUAGCAACUGCAUCAAUAGCACAGGUACAUCGUGCAACUCUUGUAGAUGGCAGAGAAGUGGUUGUGAAAAUCCAACACGAUGGUAUCAAAGAGAUCAUAUUAGAGGAUUUGAAGAAUGCAAAAUCCUUAAUUGAAUGGAUUGCAUGGGCAGAACCUCAGUAUGAUUUCAAUCCAAUGAUCGAUGAAUGGUGCAAGGAGGCACCAAAGGAACUUGAUUUCAACCAUGAAGCAGAAAACACAAGAGCUGUCUCCAGGAAUCUUAGUCGGAAAACUGGAUGUGAGAAUGGUGGUGUUUCUGAUGCUGUGGACGUACUUAUUCCAGAAGUUAUUCAGUCAACCGACAAGGUUCUAAUUUUGCAAUAUAUGGAUGGGAUUCGUUUGAAUGACAAUGAUUCAUUAGAGGCAUAUGGUGUUGAUAAGCAAAGACUUGUGGAGGAGAUAACCCGUGCAUAUGCUCAUCAAAUAUAUAUUGAUGGCUUCUUCAAUGGCGAUCCUCACCCUGGCAAUUUUCUUGUUAGCAAAGAACCUCCAUACAAACCAAUUCUCCUUGACUUUGGGCUCACUAAACGCAUAUCUCCAUCAAUGAGGCAGGCAUUAGCAAAGAUGUUUUUGUCAUGUGCUGAGGGUGACCAUGUGGCACUGCUGUCAGCCUUUGCAGAGAUGGGGCUUAAGCUGCGGGUCGACAUGCCUGAGCAGGCUAUGGAGAUCGCCACGAUAUUUUUUCGGCAGUCUACUACAGCAAAUGAAGCAAAGGAGAACAUAAAGACAUUGAAUGACCAAAGAGAACGUAAUGUCAAGGCCCUUCAAAAAAAGAUGAAAUUGAAUAAAAAGGAGGUUCAACGUUUCAACCCUGUUGAUGCCUUCCCUGGUGAUGCGAUUAUAUUCAUGAGGGUCUUGAAUCUUCUUAGAGGGCUGUCAGCAUCACUAAAUGUUAGGAUAGUUUAUCUAGAUAUCAUGAGGCCAUUUGCUGAAUCAACUUUGCUAGGGAGUAUGGCGCGUGGGCCUACAACUAACAGUCAGUGGAUUCAUGACUCACCUGUUAACUCUGAGGUGGAGUCUAAACUGCGAAACCUUUUGGUUGAGUUGGGAAGUAACAAAAUUUUAGGAAUACAAGUUUGUGCUUAUAAAGAUGGAAAGGUCAUAAUUGAUACUGCUGCUGGUAUGUUAGGGAAGUACGAUCCACGUCCUGUUCAACCUGAUUCUCUCUUUCCCGUUUUCUCAGUGACAAAGGGUAUCACUGCUGGAAUGGUGCAUUGGCUUGUUGACAAAGGGAAGUUGAAGUAUGAUGAGACUGUUGCCAAUAUAUGGCCAAAUUUUGGAACUAACAGAAAAGAACUAAUAAAGGUCCAUCAUCUUCUGAAUCAUACAUCUGGUUUACAUAAUGCAUUGGGAGAUGUGAUGAAGACUGAUCCUUUGUUGGUAUGUGACUGGGAAGAGAUGCUUCACCAGAUUACCAAGUGUACACCUGAAACAGAACCAGGUUCAGCACAAAUUUAUCACUACUUAUCCUUUGGUUGGCUAUGUGGUGGAAUCAUAGAGCAUGCGUCAGGGAAGAAGCUUCAAGAGGUCCUAGAAGAGGCUAUUGUUCAUCCUCUUCACAUUGAGGGGGAGCUAUAUAUCGGCAUUCCUCCAGGCGUCGAAUCUCGAUUGGCGGCACUGACAGUCGACAUGGAGGAGCUUGAGAAGCUAUCAGGAUUCAGGGCAGGACCAGAAGUCCCACAGGAGUUGCUGAGCAAUGUCGCCCAGAUGGCCACCGGCCUGCCUGUCCUCUUCAACACGCUCAACAUUCGCCGUGCCAUCCUCCCUGCUGCCAAUGGCCACUGCUCAGCGCGCGCCCUCGCGCGGUACUACGCGGCGCUCGGUGCAAGCGGCCAUGUUCCUCCGCCGCACUCCGGCAGCUCCAAGCCACCGCUGGGCAGCCAUGUCCACACGCCCAAGUUCCCUACCAUGCAGUCCAAGAAGAAGAAGAAGAAGGGAGCUUCAAAGAAAUGCAGCAGCGACUCCGAGCAGAACGGCCAUGACGCGAGCCUUACUGACAAGGACGGGUACACCCAGCUCCGCACCAGCGACGGCGACGAGGGAUCGAUGGCGUCGGCGAUGUCCGGCAGCGGCAGCAGGAUGUUCAGCGACGGCGCCAAGAUGCUCGACGCCUUCAUGGGCGUCGGCGACUUCUCCGGCAUGAUCCACCCGAACGGCAAGUUCGGGCUCGGGUUCAGGAGGUACGGCGACGGCGGCAAGGCGAAGGCGACGUCGUCGACGUUCGGGCACUCCGGGAUGGGCGGGUCGACGGGGUUCUGCGACGUGGAGCACGGCCUCGCCAUGGCCGUGACGGUGAACAAGAUGUCACUCGGCGGCGUCACGCGGCGCGUGGUCCGGCUGGUGUGCGAGGAGCUGGGCGUGCCCGUGCCCGACGAGUUCUCCGUCGCCGGCGACAAGGGCCCCGACAUGGUGCUCAACCUCGCGCCGCCGGAGUAAUUAACCUACCAUGAUAGUGCACGUUUGCACGUACUGACAUACACACACAUGUAGCAGCUAGCUAAAGACCAAGAGUAAAUUGAUGAUCACAUACGUACUUGUGAUGUCAAACGAGCUGAAAAAAAAUGUUCUUUUCGUGGAUAAGUAUACUAUAUACAGUAUGUUACUGAUAUAUAUACAUAUAUAUACUCCAGAUUAUAUACAUACAAUACAAACAA